This is a messenger RNA of Chara braunii, 789 nucleotides long. Lineage: Eukaryota; Viridiplantae; Streptophyta; Charophyceae; Charales; Characeae. The record is from the annotation of a GenBank genome assembly.
GUGGGGAAGGAGGGGAGACGGUGGUCUGCGGAGGCGCAGACGGUACUGCGACAGAGGGCUGAGUACACUCUGUCGGAUCCUGCGAGACCUCAACUCCAGUAGCGAGAGGGGCAAACCGCGACGGGGAUGCCGGGAAGCCGACUACUGAGGAGGGCGCAGGUGAACAUUGCACUGUGGCUAGGAGGCGCCGGGGGGGGACUGAGCACGACGCUGGCGGGAAAGGUCAGCGUAGUGGCGGUCAAGGGCGGUGGUGUAAGGGCACCGCGAGGAGGUAUGACCGUCCGGACGGCAUCGCAAACAUCCACGUCGACCCAAAAUAGUCGCGCGUUCCUCACCGGAAAGGACACCGCGAGGAGGGACAAAGCCCUGAGGGAGGUCCUGCUGAGGGACCUCGGGGGGCGACGCGCCAGCGUGACCAGGGCGACUGGGUGCCCGGGAAAGGGUGGAGAGGAUGAGCUGGAGGCGCUCAACCAUAGGGAGAGUAGGGUCCUCCAGGUGGUGCUGGACGGCCUCGCCAAGGUCGAGGUCGUCGAUAUGGUCACCCUCUGGCGACAGCGGGGCACCAACGUCCUGCUCACCAUACUCGAGCGUGCUGAAGCGGCGCGAGAAGUGGCGGCCCUGCUGCGCGGAACGGCGGGAAAGGGUGGAGAGGAUGAGCUGGAGGCGCUCAGCCAUAGGGAGAGUAUGGUCCUCCAGGUGGUGCUGGACGGCCUCGCCAAGGUCGAGGUCGUCGCUAUGGUCACCCUCUGGCGAUAGCGGGGCACCAGCGUUCUGCUCACCAUACUCGAG